AUGCCCAACCCGAUCAAUAGAGCUUUAUGGGUAAAUCUCAACGACGAAGUUCCCUUCGAAGCAGUGGAAGCUCCAUCUUCCAAGGUCGAGCGCGAACCUACUCCGGCUGCUACACCAGUUGCAGAGUCUCCCCUCCCGAAUGAACUCGCAAGUGAAGCGGAGAUCGCGAGGAACGAACCUACAGAGUUACCUGUCGAGGAUCAUCCAGAGAUCGAGAUAACAAUCGCGAUCGAAGAGACGGUUACUACUGGCAGUGAAUCCCGUGUGAAGGACGAACUGUAG
Messenger RNA from Sparassis crispa, 282 nucleotides. RefSeq lists its product as hypothetical. NCBI's taxonomy places the organism in Eukaryota, Fungi, Basidiomycota, Agaricomycetes, Polyporales, Sparassidaceae. Bases 1 to 282 code for a protein of 93 amino acids. The transcript has a single exon. The record is from RefSeq and is a predicted model, not a curated record.